Molecule: messenger RNA, 1851 nt
Organism: Clonostachys byssicola
Lineage: Eukaryota; Fungi; Ascomycota; Sordariomycetes; Hypocreales; Bionectriaceae
Source: the annotation of a GenBank genome assembly
AUGCACGCGAUGCAUGGAGAGAGGCCGCGGUCCAGCUCGACCACGCAAGUACAUGUACUGCCGAGUCCUAACCACUCCGUCGGUGCCGAGACCAUAGGACCGCAGGUACGAUAUCCCAAUCCUGGAUACCUCGGUUCUUCGAGCCAUACUACUCUCUUUGACCAUCUUAGGAGAGAACACGGCGAGCCCGUCACCCCCGGCUCGGACGAAGGUGGUAUCCAGGCCGCGAGUCCCUACUUGAAUCCUUCCAUUGAUAAGAAUCUGGUUGGAGUAGGCGCUCAACUGCUGAAUGACCUCACGUGCCUCCCAAACCUCUGGUCUUACUUUGAACUGGUCCAAGGUUGGGUGGCCAAAGGCGCGAAUCUGGGUCUGGCAGAGCCGCUGACGGGAUUGUGUGUCCGAAACACGAGAGCAGUGUUAUCAACAGUGCUCGACAAGCCAGAGACGGCCGCAAGCAUCUCCAGGCGCCUUUUUGUGCAAUCAUCUCUACCGAUGUCCACAGAUCCUACAUCCACCCUCGAGGACUUUUGCAGUCGCUUCGACGAACCAAGAGCACGGUGGGAGACUAUAGGGCUCUUCUUCACCGCUGCCUGCCGGGCCGCUACCGACUCAGCCUUCGUGGUCGGCGUCUACGAUACUGAACAGGACAGGCAGAACAUGCAAGGGACGGCGAUGCGCUUUUCGGAUCGGUGUCUGGAAGUGUCCCUCUUCUUGGACCGCCUAGGAGACUUUCAGUUGUUUCUACAGUAUGAGAACUUUAUCUGUCAUUCACAGAUAGAUGGCGACCAAAGCUACCGCUCCUGGCGAAAACUGGGCGACGUCGCGAGCUCUCUGUUCGCUCUAGGUUAUCAUCAACAGACGGAUGGGGAAAACUGCCCGCCCUUCCUCAAGCGGUUGCGCCAGGUUGCUUUCGGCAGAUGCUAUUCAGCUGACAGAAAUGUCUCCAUAUUCCUCGGUCGUCCGUCCAGGAUCCAACGCCAGUGUUGUAAGACGCACUUGUUCCUCAAGGAGGAUAUCGGGGGCACCUCCGAGGACUGGCAUAGUCCGGAAAGAUGCAACUUCAUCACAGAUGCCCGAUGGGCUGCCGUCUGUGCCAGUCUCAAAGAGGAUACUGCCAGACUGUCUAGCGAGGCAGACUAUAAUGAGAGAACCCGUCGAGCCAGCAUUAUCCAAGCCGAGGCUGAUUUUCAAUGGAUGAGACUACCACAAUGCUAUCACUCGGAGACCGAACUCGAAUUGGCCAACUGCAAGCCAAUCGAGCGUGAUUUCAUCAUUACGGCUCGGCUCGGCUACCUUCACGUACAGUUUCUACUUCAGAGAACAUUGCUGCAGCAUCCUUCACAGCACGAUGAGCGGCUGUUUAAGAUAUCGACCCAGAUACUCUCCUUGGUCAUUGAUGCUAUCUUGUGUAGGGACCGGCUGGUCAAUUCUGGCUCAUCGCUUGUCUGGAAAGUAGCAUACUUUGGUCUUGCUGCAGCAGGGACUAUUUGCGUCUGCUUGAUUAAUCGAUUUUUCGCAACCAUGCCAUCGUCUGUGGAGAUCAGCGCUACCGUUCAGAAUCUGAGCACGCUCGUGGCGGAGAUUGAGAGGGGUACUCUAGUCAGUUCCCAGCACCCAAACUAUGCUCUCUUGACGAGUGCAACAAAGACCAUCGAUAGUCUCCUCAAGCGACUCAUUGCGUCUUCAGCCACGGGCGUCUCGAUUCAUAACUAUCCCCAAUCUUCUUCAUCAAUCGUGGUCGAUCAGAUCGAAGACCUGGACCCUGGGAUCUGGAACACACAGGAGAAUUUACAAGACUUUGAGAUUGACUUUUGGCUCAAUCUCUCGGAGCAUCCAUUUCUUAGAAAUUGA